Messenger RNA from Blastocystis hominis, 807 nucleotides. RefSeq lists its product as hypothetical. The record is from RefSeq and is a predicted model, not a curated record. The transcript is spliced from 3 exons. The coding region runs from base 109 to 807 and encodes 232 amino acids. NCBI's taxonomy places the organism in Eukaryota, Bigyra, Opalinata, Blastocystidae.
AUACCUAUUAUUCCGCCCACAGUCAAAGAGGAGGAACAGCAAUUUGUUGCUCUGGUGUAUGCCCUUCUCUACCAUGGGAGAUGUCUCGCGAGCAUCAUCAACGAUACUAUGAAUGUUACGUUGAUGGAUCUGAGCAACACAUUUCGUAGUUACCAAGAUGACCUCCUCGCCGCGCUGUACAACCUUCCACGCGACCAAUCUUUUAUCACGAACUCAACGGAGCAAACACUAGCUAACCUGAAACCCUACCUGGGAACUUAUUUAGUUCCUCAAAGCAGUCUGGAGAAGGAUGCAUUUAUGAGCAACGCAUACAGCGUGGGUCAGGUGCUGGAAACGAUCGCCAAUGACUGGAUAGCGAUACGGGAGGAUCUUAAGUACGGAACCACGCAGACAAAGGAUAUCAUGAACGCUAUCAUAUCCGAUUUGCGCGAGGUCUAUCUGAAAAAUCCCGAACAUAGCCUUACUCUCGAGCUAUUGAAUAGUCUGAGCCAGUUUGGCAUUGAUCAGGACGAUAACCUUCGCGAUUAUUGCCAGGCCUGUGUGUUGGCUUCCCAGCUCGUAGUGAACUGCAUCGAUCACGGACUGCUUCUUAACAUCGUUUUAAUCCCCUCCACGAACUCUUUUUUCAUGAUCGAUGUCCUCAAGUCAGCAAUCAAGUUCCUGAUUCCCACCCUCUCCGAAGCGGCAGAGCAGCAGUUCCAGAGAGAUCUGAACCGCCUUAUGAGCGUACUCACCCAUCCUACCAUGAAUCGCAGACCUUCCUCAACGACGGCACCUGGACGAUCUGCGAUUAUCGCUACGCGGUAA